AUGAAGUGCUCCUCUCAGAAUUUCCCCAGCAUCCAGAGCGGCAUUGCUCCCUGCAGGGAUUUGGGGCAGCAGCAGCCGGAGCCCCUUAGAAACCAGCGCGGCUGGUGGGACCUGGGAAUGUACGCCCUCUGCUGGCUAUCAAAGGAGCCAGAAAGAAUCUGGGUUCGGCGUCCCUGGGAAUGCUCUCGGGUCUGGGUUCCCCGCCAGGCCGAGGGGACGCAGUGUGGCCAUAGACUUCAAAGGUUCCUCCGCCGUGGUGUGGACGACUUGUCCUCCACUUGCUCCCUACUGGGAACAGCCCCCUGCUCGUGGUCGGAGCUGUCCAUCCACUACUUCCACCGGUCUGCGGGAAGCACUGGGCCCCCGGAGCCCCGAGAGCCCGGGCCGGGCGCAGAGACCGCCGCGGCCCCGCGCUGGGAGGAGGCUAAGACUUUCUACGACAGCCUGGCUCCCAAGAAGAAACCCAAGUCGCCCAAGCCUCAGAACGCAGUCACCAUUGCUGUGUCCUCCCGGGCCUUGUUCCGCAUGGAUGAAGAGCAGAGGAUCUAUACAGAGCAGGGCGUGGAGGAGUACGUCCGCUACCAGCUGGAGCAUGAGAAUGAGCCCUUCAGCCCCGGGCCAGCCUUCCCCUUUGUGAAGGCCCUGGAGGCUGUAAACAGGCGGCUCCGGGAGCUCUACCCCGAUAGUGAGGACAUCUUCGACAUUGUCCUCAUGACCAACAACCACGCUCAGGUGGGAGUCCGUCUCAUCAACAGUAUCAACCACUACGAUCUGUUCAUUGAGAGAUUCUGCAUGACAGGUGGGAAUAGCCCGAUUUGCUACCUCAAGGCCUAUCACACCAACCUCUACUUGUCAGCUGAUGCAGAAAAAGUGCGAGAAGCCAUUGAUGAGGGGAUUGCAGCUGCCACCAUCUUCAGCCCCAGCAAGGAUGUGGUUGUGUCUCAGACUCAGCUGCGUGUGGCCUUCGAUGGGGAUGCUGUACUCUUCUCGGAUGAGUCAGAGCGCAUCGUCAAGGCCCAUGGGUUGGACAGGUUCUUCGAGCAUGAAAAGGCCCAUGAGAACAAACCUUUGGCCCAGGGUCCCCUAAAGGGCUUCCUGGAGGCCCUGGGUAGGCUGCAGAAGAAGUUCUACUCCAAGGGCCUACGGCUGGAGUGCCCAAUUCGCACCUACUUAGUGACAGCACGCAGUGCAGCCAGUUCUGGGGCCCGGGCCCUCAAGACCCUGCGCAGCUGGGGCCUGGAGACAGAUGAGGCCUUGUUCCUAGCUGGAGCACCCAAGGGCCCCCUCCUUGAGAAGAUCCGCCCACACAUCUUCUUUGAUGACCAGAUGUUCCAUGUGGCUGGGGCUCAGGAGAUGGGCACUGUGGCUGCACAUGUGCCUUAUGGUGUGGCGCAGACACCCCGGCAAACUGUACCUGCAAAGUAGGCUUCAAGUGCACAGUAGCUGAGCUUUUGCUCCAGGAUCCUUGUCUGGUGAACCUCCUAGUUCCCCACCAUCCUGCCUGCCUGUAUGCUGGCUCUCAUCCCUCUGAGUGUGGUUCUCCAAGGCAAUUCCACAGACUGGGCCAGGAUUCUCACCGUCCCUCCUUUUGGCCAAACACUGUGCCGUGAUGCUGGCCGGGACAGUAGAACAGUGCAGAGUAGCUGAACUGCACGGAGAGGUUGCUGGGACUGAGGGUGGAAGGGUCCAAGAAGUCGGGUUGCCUCAAAGAGAGCCUUAGACAGAAACCAGCUCAGUGUGUAGUACAAAGAACACUGCUGUGAGAGAGGGUGAUUCUGAUGUCUAAACUCUGCCUUCGCAAGAACAGCAUGACUUUGGGUAUCUCCUGGGCCACAGUUUCCCCAUGUUUUAGGUAGUUUUUAAACCCUCCUUUAGCCAGCGAGGUUGGUUUUUAUAAGAUGGCCCUUUGAAGGAGGCAUUCUGUGCAGGGCUGCUGUACGCCUGGCAUAUUACAGAAGGGCUCUCUUCUAGGGGAAAAGACAGCCCUUCUUCUGGCCUGACCCAGUCCCAUGCUGGGUUACACACCCUCGUUAGCAAGAUACGGGCUGGAUUUCAGACCCACUUGCCCCUCGGCCCAAUGGCCUUUGUCAAAUGGGCAAACGCCUAUCUGUAAUUUUUCGCGUUUGCAAACCACUGGACAAGGCAACUUGUUUCCUGUGAUAUUCUGACCUGAACUGUGGUGAUCCAUGGCCAAGUGCGAGAUUUGCUGAAAGGAGCCAAGAUUUGGUCUUCAUGCAAAGUCUCCUCUGGCCGGCAGGGGACACUGCAGACUCUUUCUGGGGAGAAGAUUGUGUGGCUGUCAGUGAAAGGUUUCCUUUUGCCUCAGCUUUUAACCAAAGUUCAGUUGUUCUGCCAGCCAAUCCCCACCUCAGCCCUCAAUCCCCCAGUCAUGGCAUCCUGCUGCGCUCUUAGGCAGCUCUGCCUGUGGAGAAAGACAGGAGACUCUGUGGCCCCUGACAUGCAGGAGAGAAGGCCCAGUGUGUGAACCGGCAGCUGUGCGGCCUGAGCAGAGGUAAGGCACUGCCUGAGUGACGUGGGAACUAUCCAGAGGCCUGAUGUGAAAUCAGAGGAACUGAGGCACUGAUGGCUCAGACAGGAAGUUGCUGAAUGCACAGUAGCAGAAUUCUCCCACUGUGGAUAGUGAGUCAGAGCUGAGCGCUCUCCCUGAGGGUACCGGUGACUUCCACUCUUGCAGUAGUACCUUUUCCCCAUUCGUGUCCUAAUGGACCAGCCUUCCUUCCCCUGUGCUGAGCAGUCCUGGCUCCUGCAGAGGAAAGGUAGAACCAUGAUGACCGGCCCCUAGGACGACCGAGACGGGGCGAGAGGACCCCUGUGUAUGUCCCUGCUGCCCGGCUCCUGCAAGCAUCCUAGCUGUGAGUGAGUACUUUGUGAAGAAAGCCAAGGGUAUCCUCUGAGGGACAGGAGCCUCGAGGCAUGGGAUGAAGGGUGACCUGGACAGCCCAGCCCUUGUCCUUCGGAGCACUCAGCCCAGAGAUACUGCGCGACCUAAGAACAGCUGCGAGGAAAUGAUGGGGGCGGGGGCGGGGGCGGGAGACAGACUGAGAAACAGAGAGCGAGCUCAGCCUCAAGGUCAUCCUCCUCUUGCCUGGACCACACAGAAGGCCUGUGUUCCGCCUGCUGCCAGGAUCACAGUUGCCCCCUUGGAGGAGCCUCUAGAGCUUACAGAGACAGCGGCUGUAAGACACCUGCAAGGCCGGGCAUGGCUCAAGCUCACAGAGUGGGCCUGUGCACUCUGAGGGCUGUCGCCUAAUUAAGAUGAACUCCAGCGACUGACUGUGGGACCUGUGAGGUUCAGCCCCAGGGCCUAGGAAUAGACUCCGUAGAACCUUUCAGCUGGCUCAGGAAGCAGGAAGAUAGGAUGUUGGGAACAGAAAGAUAAGGGGCAGUGAAGGCUGUGGAUUUGAGUAGAGCCACCAUUAAUGGAUGUAGACAGCCCUGGGCAACGGGGAGACACUAAAGGUCCAAAUUCUAUUACUGAAACCACAGAUGAACAUCUCGAGCCUGGAAAGCAGCUUUCAGAAACUGGCAUAAAAGGCAGACGUCCCAGAGGCAGGGUUUGGAGGCAGCAAGACAGGCUUCCUGGUUCUGAGCAGGGCCCAGGGGCCCCAGGAAGUUACAAAGUCAGCUGAGCAGCAAAGCCCCAAGCCCCAAGCCCCAAGCCCAGUCUCAGCCUACAUCAUUGGGGAAGAGGGGCCACAGCUUCCAGAACACUGGUCCCAGGAAGUGCUUGCCAUCAAAGUCCCAGACUCAGUGGAACUGCCAGAUGAACAAAGCUCUGUUAUUAAGCACAGAGUCUGCUCAGAUCAUCUCAAAACAGCCCUUGCCCUACCAGAGAGUCCAAUCAGAGCAGUGGGAGUGGUAAUGGAACUUGCUAGGCAAAAGCAAACAAACAAACACAGCAAGAAGUUCAAUCCAAGAUGGAUUCAGCAUGGUGAUGGUAGUGUGCGUCCUUACUGCAAAAGCGAUCACGGACACACUGAGAAACAUCUCCACACCAGUUGGUAAAUAGCCCUACCCUGAAUGUCCCCUGUGACUUCUGCUGCCCUGGCCACUCCGCUGUGAAUGUUCUGUCUUCCUGGGGCUGCACCAGCACCGUGGCCCGUGUCCACUCUAUUUGGUGCCAUCCCACUGCGCUGGUUUAGAGAGUUAAAGUAACUUGUCCAAAGCCACCCAGCUAGCAAGUGCUGGUGCUGGGACUCCAAGUUUGUGUCUGUCUGAUGCUGCGACCAGGUUCUCGGUACUACCUGUGCUUGUUGGAAAUGCUGGAAUGCAUUUCGGUGGCUACACUGGUUACAGCUUCCUAACUAAAAGCAACUUCAGUUAGAGCCAAACAUUUGCAGACUCCCUGAAGACGCACUUCCAAACAGCCCCAAGUUCUGUGGAGCCCAGUUUGAAAACCCCUAAUUUGCUCUAAUGUGGGAUUUGGUAAACUGGGAACCCUUACGCCAAACCUGAUCUCCAGCAUGUCUUUAUUUUUGUUUUAUUUUAUUUGGGGGCCUGUCCUUUGUUUUUGAGACACCGU
Messenger RNA from Fukomys damarensis (Damara mole-rat), 4543 nucleotides. It is a transcript of the gene Nt5c1a, whose product is annotated as 5'-nucleotidase, cytosolic IA. Gene Ontology annotation, molecular function: 5'-nucleotidase activity; nucleotide binding; magnesium ion binding. Gene Ontology annotation, cellular component: cytosol; cytoplasm. Bases 1 to 1425 code for a protein of 474 amino acids. Lineage: Eukaryota; Metazoa; Chordata; Mammalia; Rodentia; Bathyergidae. Gene Ontology annotation, biological process: adenosine metabolic process; nucleotide metabolic process. The transcript is spliced from 8 exons. The record is from RefSeq and is a predicted model, not a curated record.